Molecule: messenger RNA, 2091 nt
Organism: Malassezia globosa CBS 7966
Lineage: Eukaryota; Fungi; Basidiomycota; Malasseziomycetes; Malasseziales; Malasseziaceae
Exons: 1
Coding region: 1-2091 (696 amino acids)
Molecular function (GO): oxidoreductase activity; copper ion binding
Source: RefSeq, a predicted model, not a curated record
AUGGGAUCCCAAAGCAGAGCUCGUACCGUGGGAUACGGUCUUGUGUUCUUUCUGGGCUGUGCUUUGACUAGCGCAGUUCUGUGGCUUUUGUACGCAGAUGUUGACCUGCAUGGAUCCGUUCACAGUGCGUGGGAUGCUAGUACGGGUGCCUUUCGUCUGGGACGAAACACGCAGCUGGUUCCUGCCACCGAAGUGACAACAGGUCCAUUAGCCAUGGACCCCUCAUACAAUGCAAGUGCUCCUCCUCAAGAAAGGUUCUUUGAUUGGACGGUAGAGCGUGCUGACAUGGCACCCGAUGGUGUGAAGCGCCUCAUGUAUACCAUCAAUGGGCAAUUCCCGGGGCCCAUGAUGGAAGUGACCGAAGGCGACACUCUUAUUGUGAAGGUCCGUAACCACAUUUUCGACAACUACAAAGUACCGCCUCCUCCAAUGUCGUCCAAACUCCUCGACGUUCACCCAGAGGGUACUGACAGAAAAAUAUCUAUCCACUGGCACGGCCUGUCCAUGCGGGGUAUGCAGGUCAUGGACGGAACAUCUGCCGUAACAUCAUGUGCACUUACACCAGGUGACGAGCAUACAUACCGCUUUGUCGUGCAGCCAGAAGACGUCGGCACGCAUUGGUACCAUUCACAUGUGGGUACGUCACGCGCCGAUGGUUUGUGGGGCAUGUUGAUUGUGCAUGCCCGGGAGGACGAGCGUAAAGUCCUGAAGGAACGUGCACCAGCGCAUGAAACACACUGGGAUGAGGAAGUCGCCAUUGCUGUGGGCGAUCACUUUCAUGAUAUGGGCCCUGAGAGCUUGGCCCGUUACGUUUCGCGCUGGCUCCAAAAAGCUGAACCGGUUCCGGAAAAUGCGCUGAUCAAUGGAAAGCACAUUUUCAGCUGCCACCACAGCCGGCUCUCUGGUGUUCCGUGUCCAGCUGGUGAUGUGGAUCAGGUGGGCGAGUACACUUCAUUCCACUUCCGGCCUGAUCGUAACUACCGUCUGCGGCUUGUGAAUGUCGGCUCGCUGGCUGAUAUCACAUUCAGCGUCGAUGGCCACACGAUGACGGUUAUUGAAGCCGACGGCACUCUAGUUGAGCCAAUGAAGGUGCACCGCAUCCCUAUUUCGCCCGGUCAGCGCUACUCGGUGAUCCUACACAGAGAGCCUGACGCCAAGAUGGAUCGGAUGUGGAUGCGAGCUGAAAUGUCGCAUGAAUGUUUCCAGUAUACGAACCCGGUCAUGGAGCUGGAAAGUAAGGCAGUCGUUGCGUAUGAUGGAAAGACAGCAUCUUGGAAAGACUCGCAGAAUCAUAUGUUCCCGCUUCGAUUGCGGAGCUACCGGCGGAAAGUGUCUGAAUUCAUUUUCCAACAUAAGCGAACAUUGAAAUUACCGACGUCCAAGGCAUGGAGCCCAAAUGUCACGGAUGUUGGUAUUCCAACAGAGCCUUGCCAUGAUCUUGAGCCCGAUACGUUAGUACCACUCAUUCCUGACCCGGCGCCUGAACUCCAUCUUGACCAGGGCGAUAAGCGAGAGUUCGUCUACGUGACAGUGCCGAUCCUAGAGAAAUACAGCAUUGUACCUAUGGGAUUCAUGAACGGAUCUACCUGGCGACCGUACGGUCAUCGUGGCCGCGAUCGCCAGCCCAUUCUGCACAGGAUUUCACAUGCAAACAGCACUGAAGUCGAGGACUGGUACAACUAUGAUGUGCUUGAACCCUUACAUGAACUUGUCGCUAGUCCGCAUCCUAGCAAGCCGGUCGUGUUUGAGCUGGUGAUUAACAACCAGGACGAUUCACCUCAUCCUUUCCAUCUUCACGGACACAAGUUUUGGGUUAUGGAAACGGGUGAAAUGGAUCCUCAAUUUGGCGGUUUCGACUACUACGAGGAUGUUGGUCAAGUCUACCCAUUGGAUCGUCGCAUGAAACGCGACACCGUAGUCGUUCCAAUGAUGGGACACGCCGUUAUUCGUUGGGUUGCCGACAACCCGGGCGUGUGGGCAUUCCAUUGUCACAUGAUGGUCCACCUGGCCUCUGGCAUGGCCAUGGCUAUUGUGGAGCAACCUGCUCUGCUUCAACAAAAUCCGCCAGUGCCAAGAGUUUGCAAAUUAUAA